Molecule: messenger RNA, 1029 nt
Organism: Uloborus diversus
Lineage: Eukaryota; Metazoa; Arthropoda; Arachnida; Araneae; Uloboridae
Gene: Mob4
Product: MOB-like protein phocein
Exons: 7
Coding region: 145-813 (222 amino acids)
Cellular component (GO): cytoplasm
Source: RefSeq, a predicted model, not a curated record
AUGAAGGAUAAUGGGAUUUGUUAAAUGCUAAUUCCUUUUGAGACUAUCCUUACUUUUUAUUCAAUUAAUGUGGAUUGAAACAGGGAUUUAGUUCUACUUUCCGCUCACAACUUAAUUUGGUUGCACAGAGUUACAGCGGUAAUCAUGAAGAUGGCCGAUACAUCAAGCAUCUUAAGGCGAAAUCGUCCAGGGACUAAAAGCCAGAAUUUUUGCAACUGGCCUGAAGAACCUUUUGAAGAAAUGGAUAGCACAUUGGCUGUUCAACAGUUCAUUCAGCAAACUAUUAGAAAAAAUCCUUCAAAUGUGGACGAAAUAUUAACCCCGCCUGAUGGACAAGAUGAAGGUGUAUGGAAAUAUGAGCACCUAAGGCAAUUCUGUAUGGAACUGAAUGGUUUAGCUGUUAAAUUGCAGAAUGAAUGUAAUUCUGAGACUUGUACUCAAAUGACUGCAACAGAACAAUGGAUAUUUCUAUGUGCUGCUCAUAAAACUCCUAAAGAAUGUCCUGCCAUAGAUUACACAAGGCACACAUUAGAUGGAGCAGCAUGUCUGCUGAAUAGUAAUAAAUAUUUCCCUAGCAGGGUAAGCAUAAAAGAUUCAUCUGUAGCUAAAUUAGGUUCUGUUUGUAGAAGAGUGUACAGAAUAUUUUCUCAUGCUUAUUUUCAUCACAGAGCAGUAUUUGAUGACUUUGAAAAUGAAACAUUUCUGUGUCGCCGAUUUACAGUUUUUGUCACAAAGUACAACUUGAUGUCUAAAGAUAAUCUCAUUGUACCUAUGCUAGGAGAAGAAUCAAAUUCUACCGAAAGUGAAGCAUAAAAAAAAAUAGAUUUGCUUUAGUCUCAUAUCAGAUGUGUAUAAUUUGAAAGAAAGUGGGAAUGGUUUAUACCAUUGGACUACACCAUCUUUAGUAAAGUUUUAUUUAUAAUGUGUAUACUGUAUCAUUGUUAGAUAAUUAGAUUUAUUUUUAUUUAUGCUUCAUUGAAAUUGUAGCUUCCUAAUGUUUUUGUUUAUUUAUAAAUCUCGACUAUUCUA